Messenger RNA from Homalodisca vitripennis (glassy-winged sharpshooter), 510 nucleotides. Its product is annotated as anaphase-promoting complex subunit CDC26-like. The record is from RefSeq and is a predicted model, not a curated record. Gene Ontology annotation, biological process: regulation of mitotic cell cycle; protein K11-linked ubiquitination; anaphase-promoting complex-dependent catabolic process. The transcript has 3 exons. Gene Ontology annotation, cellular component: anaphase-promoting complex. NCBI's taxonomy places the organism in Eukaryota, Metazoa, Arthropoda, Insecta, Hemiptera, Cicadellidae. Bases 245 to 448 code for a protein of 67 amino acids.
UCGUGACAAAAAAAAGUAAUUUUAUUAUUGAUUCGUUUUGUUUUGAGAUUUGUUUACUUCUUCCUACAGAUUCAUACUAGUGCUGGGGAAGAGGAAAUCGUUGAUUUUAAAGUUUUAGAAUCUGCAGUUAGGAGAGAAGUCAUUAUAUCUUUUAUAAAGGUUUUGUUGUCAUCUUUGGAAUAUGGUAGACUUCGAUCUUCAUUCUUUUCCAAUUGUUGAUUUGAAGAUGUAAGCUCAUAGUAAGAUGAUAAGACGAAGCCCAACCCGAAUCGAGCUGAAGCUGGAGGACCUCACCGAGUACCAGCCGAUGCGGCGAGAGUACGAAGCCAACAAAGAGCAGCGACAGGUAGAGCAGCGCAAUUGGGGACCAAACAAGCCCAAACAGGACAUACAGCAGACAAUCCAUGACAGGAUUGGUUACAACCCACAGCCAAGGCCCUCCUCAUAAUCCUCCCACACUGUUUUUGUAAUUACAUUUACUUAAAAAAAUAAAAUUAUUUUGUAAAAAUU